AUGUUCACAAAAUUCAAUCAUAGACCAGUAUAAGAGUUUGCUUAUUAAAGAAAACCAAAGAUAAAAGUGUUAACAAAAUUGGGUUUUUAGGAACUAAUGAAGUUAUAAAGUAAUCCAGUAUAAUUUGAAGAGAAAGAAGAUAUGACUCUACGUAUUUAGAUAAAUAUUAACAUAAAAAUAUAGAUCCAUUUACUAAGAAAUAUAGAUCUCAAAUAACUAUAUAAGAGAAAUUAAAACAAGUAGAGGAUGAGUAGAUAGGGAAUGCUGAUGAAUAAAUAUAAGAAUAUAAUGAAUUUGAAAAUAUGAAUAA
This is a messenger RNA of Paramecium sonneborni, 310 nucleotides long. NCBI's taxonomy places the organism in Eukaryota, Ciliophora, Oligohymenophorea, Peniculida, Parameciidae. The record is from the annotation of a GenBank genome assembly.